AUGCUACGAACUCCUACCCACGGAGAUGAACCUGAAGUUCCAUCGGGGAAACUAGGCGCCGUAACAAGGAAAAGAAACGAAAUCGAGGAGCUCUUGAUCCUCGAUCCACCCCCAUACGACGAAAUUCGAAAACUUUUCAACGAAUAUUUAACGAAAGUUGAACAUCUGUAUGCGGCAGCGCUAGACGGUAACCACAAUGACUGGUUAGCUCCCCACAAGAUUGCAAUCGACAAUUUCAGGGAAAAGGUGGAGUUAGCGUUGUCGUCGCUGCGUAAAACGGUGAGUGAAGCCACGCCAUCUGUGAAGUCAUCUUCGUCUUCUACUUCGUCAGUCAGGAUUAAAUUAGCUCAAAGGAAAGCAAAGCUCGCCGCUGAAAAAGUCCUUCUAGAGAAAUCUUCCCAGUUGGAUCAGGAAGAAAUUCAGCUCAAAAUUGAACAAUUGAGACUCGAACGCAACCGAAAGCAAGCAGCGGUUGACAGCGCAGAGCUUGAGAAUAAAAUUCUUGAAGAGGAAUUGGACUUGCUGGAUGCGGCUGGUUCUGUUGGCGGCAGCGAGACCUCGUCAUCCAGCACAGGUCUACCACAAGCAAAAACCAAUUCUCCAGAUGUACUGGCGGCCUUUCAGAAUGUCUCGAGGGUGAAGCCUGUCGAGAUUGGCGUCAAUGAUCAUGUCCCUUCAAGUAAAGCAUUGGGCCUUACUUGGGAAAAAGAGGGUGACCACUUCACGUACAGCUUCAAUUACGAGGAGCAAACUGUGACCCGAAGAUCCGUGCUACGUACGGUCGCUUCAGUUUACGAUCCACUUGGAAUGAUCUUACCAGUACUCAUCAUUGCUCGGAAAAUAUUCCAAGAAACUUGCCGGUUGCGCCUGGCUUGGGACGACCCUCUGCCCGCGUCACUCCUCGCGGCCUGGAAUAAGUGGACAGAAGGUAUGAAACGAAUAGCUAAUUAUCGUGUGCCUAGGUGCAUCGGGCUGCCAACAGAGCCGUGCCGAGUGGAGCUCCAUGUCUUUUGCGAUGGGAGCGAGGUCGCGUACGGCUCGGUUGCAUACGUCACGUUUCUCACUGCGAAGGAAAUCGUCGUGAGCUCUCCGGUGUUGGUAAAAGCUCGUCUGACCCCUUUAGGAAACUCAACCUUAAGGACGGUUCCCAGAAUUGAAUUGUGUGCAGCAAAGCUUUCCGUAGAUUUAUUUAAAUGCCUAGCUAAAAAUCUGGAAUUCAACUAUGAUGACGUAUUCUUUUGGACGGAUUCCACCACUGUACUGGGGUACAUUUGUAAUGAGACUAAAAGAUUUCAUAGAUUUGUCAGUAACAAAAUUUCUUAUAUUCGCAGUUAUUCAUCACCCCAUCAGUGGAAGCAUGUAACCUCGAAGCUUAACCCUGCAGAUUUACUAAGCCGAGGCUGCACCGUCGAGCAGCUACGUGAGAACGAGCUAUGGAGCUCUGGGCCUCCUUGCCUGAGAAAUCGCAAAACUGUUGCCUCCUCGUCUCACAAUUAUGAAAUCUCCUACGAUGACCCGGAGAUAAAAUUCGAAAAGGCAAUAUUCACAACAAAGUCGGGCCCUCAAGCUCCCUUCGAAGCCUUACUCGAUUGUUCGUCGUGGCACAAAAUGAAGUUGAGGAUCGCUUGGUUCUCACGCUUUCAAACCUAUCUGAGAAAUGGAGUCAGCCCCCCACACCGAAUCAGUCUCCCCGAGCUGGAAGCCGCGGAAGCGUCUAUCAUAAAGUAUGUACAGCGGAAAGAGUUCCCAAACCUCACGAUGGAAAUCAAGAACAAACUCGUCAAAGACAAACAUCUGAAGAAACUGGAUUUAUUCCUUGACCCAGCUGGGCUGAUCAGAAUUGGCGGGCGUUUGAAGAAUGCCGCCGCAUGCUACUCGGUUCGUCACCCGAUUCUGUUGCCAUCUAAAUCCUCGGUUACUGCCUUGCUUGUGAAAACUGUUCACCGCAUCCACGGGCACUUGGGUAAAUCCACCACUAUGUCCAUCCUGAGGAAAUCCUACUGGAUAAUUGGUUGUUCCUCUUUGGUGAAACGCAUUGCCAAUGCAUGCGUCAUUUGUCGCAAGUAUCAGGCCAGAGCCGCUUCACAAAUGAUGUCAGACUUACCUGAGAAGAGAGUCGUGGGCGACGUUGCCGCUUUCACUAAUGUUGGGCUGGAUUACUUUGGGAAUCUCGUCCUCUCCAGACUGGAGACCUAG
Molecule: messenger RNA, 2196 nt
Organism: Hyalella azteca
Lineage: Eukaryota; Metazoa; Arthropoda; Malacostraca; Amphipoda; Hyalellidae
Exons: 4
Coding region: 1-2196 (731 amino acids)
Source: RefSeq, a predicted model, not a curated record